Molecule: messenger RNA, 4495 nt
Organism: Xyrauchen texanus (razorback sucker)
Lineage: Eukaryota; Metazoa; Chordata; Actinopteri; Cypriniformes; Catostomidae
Gene: brip1
Product: BRCA1 interacting helicase 1
Exons: 20
Coding region: 116-3892 (1258 amino acids)
Biological process (GO): double-strand break repair involved in meiotic recombination; nucleotide-excision repair
Cellular component (GO): nucleus
Molecular function (GO): hydrolase activity, acting on acid anhydrides, in phosphorus-containing anhydrides; DNA helicase activity; ATP binding
Source: RefSeq, a predicted model, not a curated record
UUUCCGUGCUUCAUUUUGUUUACACUGAUUUUAACCGUCAAUGAAGAGUCCUAUUCUUGGCGAAGUAACAUUACGGCUGAGACAUUAACCUCCAGAGGACACAGAAACAUUCAGCAUGGCUGCAGCUCCAGUGGAAUACACCAUAGGAGGGGUGAAGAUAAACUUUCCCUGCAAAGCGUAUCCCUCUCAGCUUGCCAUGAUGAACUCUAUCAUUCGUGGGCUUAAUCAUGGGCAGCACUGUCUAUUAGAGAGCCCUACUGGCAGUGGCAAGAGUCUUGCUUUGCUGUGUUCGGCCCUUGCAUGGCAACAAGCACAGUACGGUAAGGAACAGAAUGCUGGCACCAGCUCAGGUGACUGUAAAAAGCCAGAAAAGGCUACUCCAUGUCAGUGUGUGUGCCAUAGCCAAGAUGCACAUGCCACUUCCAGCGGUAUGACAUGCAAACCUCCGGUGGUUGAUUUGACUGGUGUAGGUGCUUCUGCUCAGCCUACAUCUGUAGAAAGUGACCACCCUAAGAGGCCCACUUUGUCUUCCCGGCUCUCUGAGAAACUUCAAGCCUCCCUUAAUGAUGGAGAACAAGAUGAUGAUUUCAAGACUGAGAGAAAGCGCAUUCGUACACCAUCCACAGACCAGAAGAGCAGUAAGCGGAGAUGUUUCGAGCGAGGAGUAAUUUACAUUGAUGAUGAUGAGGAAGACUUGGAGAGACCUGUGCCCGGGGCACAGAGCUGGACCAUGGAAUUGAACUCUGGUGCCAGGGCAGACAGCUGUCAGUCGCAGCAACAGUAUUGUUCUCCCGUGUCUUGUUCUGUCUGUCCCUGCGCCAAACUCAAAGCAGGACAGAAAAUUGUUGAAAAGGCCAAGGACAACGAGAAAGACAAAGAGGGAAGUGGUAGGAAAAAGAUCCCCAAGAUCUUCUUUGGCACACGCACCCAUAAGCAGAUCACGCAGAUCGCACGGGAGCUGAAACGAACACUUUACUCCAGUGUGCCCAUGACAAUCCUGUCCAGCCGAGAUCACACCUGCAUCCAUCCUGAAGUGGUGCCUCAUGCCAACCGCAACGAGCGCUGCAAGGAGCUGCUGCAGGCCAAGAACGGCUUAUCAUGCCGGUACUACCAUAAUGUGCAUAAAAUGCGAGAUCAGAGUUCUUUACAGUGGGUGCAUGGGCUACACCAGGCCUGGGACAUUGAGGAGCUUGUGCGUCUCGGUGGUAAGCUUCGGUCCUGUGCUUACUACGCAGCUCGGGAGCUCAUGCAGGAGGCCUGCAUUGUAUUCUGUCCUUACAACUACCUGCUGGACCCCCUCAUCCGUGAGAGUAUGGAAAUAAAUCUGAAGGAGCAGAUUGUGGUGCUGGACGAGGCUCAUAACAUAGAGGACUGUGCCCGCGAAAGUGCCAGUUUCACCCUGAACCACGCUCAGCUGUUGCUGGCACGAGAUGAGAUUGAUGGAAUGGUUACACACAACAUUCGGCGCGAUCAACAUAGGCCUUUGCUGGCCUUCUGCUGCAGCCUUGCCAACUGGGUGCAGGAGAGCUCCAGUGGCUUGGAGGAUCGUGAGUAUGAGACUUCCUGUAAAGUCUGGACAGGGAAGGAGGUUCUUGCCAUUUUCCAUGGCUUUGGCAUCACUGCAGACACAUUCUCAUUGCUGCAGAAACACCUGGCAGCGGUGCUAGAGAAGGAGGAGCAAACUGGGCUAGUGAACGGGAGAGAAGACGUGGUGCAGAUUCCCACCAUCAGCUCCAACACUCAGUCAAUGCUCAAAAGCCUCUUUAUGGUUCUGGAAUUCCUUUUUAGGCAGAACUGCAGGUUUGCAGAUGAUUACCGUGUGGCCCUCCAGCAGAACUACAUGUGGACCACCCAGCAGGAUCUACCCGAUGCUCAUGGCUUUUUCGCACGGCCCCAGCGUCGCCGACUGAGCACCCGUACCAAAACCCUUGUGCACACACUGAGCUUUUGGUGCCUUAACCCUGCUGUGGCAUUUUCAGAUCUGAGUGAAUCGGUGCGGAGUAUUGUGCUGACCUCAGGCACACUCUCUCCCAUGGGCUCCUUCUCCUCUGAACUUGGCAUCAAGUUCUCCAUCCAGCUGGAGGCCAGUCAUGUCAUCAGCAAAUCUCAGGUCUGGGUCGGCACAAUUGGUGCAGGGCCCCAAGGUCGUAAGCUAUGUGCCACAUUCCAACAUGCAGAGACAUUUGCUUUCCAGGAUGAGGUGGGGGCCUUGCUUUUGAAAGUGUGCCAUACAGUCAGCCGUGGAGUUCUCUGUUUCCUUCCAUCCUAUAAGAUGCUGGAUAAACUGAGGGACCGCUGGAUGAACACAGGUCUGUGGGCCAAGCUUGAAGAGAGAAAGACUGUGAUCACGGAGCCACGUGGUGGUGGUAAGGGUGACUUUGAUGAGCUGCUGCAUACCUAUUAUGAGGCCAUCAGUGGAACAGCAACCAACAGUGGUAACAGAGAUGGAGCACUGCUGGUAGCUGUUUGCAGAGGGAAGGUGAGCGAGGGCUUAGACUUUACAGAUGAUAACGCCAGAGCGGUGGUCACUAUUGGCAUCCCUUUCCCCAAUAUUAAAGAUUUGCAGGUUGAACUGAAGAUGAAAUAUAAUGACCAGCAUGCCAAGUCACGUGGGCUUCUGCCUGGUGGUCGCUGGUAUGAGAUUCAAGCUUAUCGUGCAUUAAACCAGGCACUCGGAAGGUGUAUUCGGCAUAGAAAUGAUUGGGGCGCACUGAUUCUGGUAGAUGACCGUUUUAGGACAAACCCAAACAAAUACAUCACAGGCCUGUCAAAGUGGGUGCGUCAGCUAGUAAGGCACCACGACACCUUCACUGGUGCCAUGCAGUCCCUGGAGUCCUUCUCUCAAGUUCAGCAGGGGGCAGUAGAGACCUUUAAAGAGCAACAUUCUCAGGCUGCCCCUCCGUACCCAAGCCCCUUGCUGGUCGGAUCCACUGGUACCUUACCCACUCCUGAGAUAAUCGUCCCCCAGAAGCCAUUUGUCCCUUUGCCUACAAUGCCAAACCUACACACUGAGAUUCAGGCUGCCGUCUCAGCCAACUCUGAGAGCAGGUCUUCUGAAUCGGGUGGCCAAAAGAAUAUACAGCAUCCAUCUGAUCCAAUCACAUUACCUAAUAGGGAAUUUAAUAUCCACAGAACAGCACAACCUAUAGGCCAUCUCUUCACCUCCACUCCUGUCAGUAGCCAAUUUAAAACCCCUAUAUUUCAAACUGAGCACUCCGAAAAGUCUGUUUUUCACAAUGUAUUAUCAGUGGACAGCAAACAAAGCAAGGAAGUUGUUCCUGUACUUGCUGAGGAACAAAACCAUGAAACAAGUGAUGUUCCUGUACUUCCUGUGGAAGCAAAGCAACAAACAAGUGGUGCUUCACUUGACCCUCCACCAGAGAUGUCUGUGGAGUUUGCUUCCUCCAAACAGAACACCAGUGGAUCUGAGCUUGAAGACACAGAAGUGGAAGAAGAACAGAGUAUCUUCUACAGCCCUGAGCUGUUUGAAGGAGACGGGGAGGCGAUGGAAGAGACUAGUGUUUUAGAGGUUGAUAAAUCUCUGCAAACAGAAAACAAUAAUUCUCCCACUAAUGGCACAGCUGAAGUACCUCCUGAUGACCUGUUUGGCUCCGUGCAGGACAAGAGGACAUUGUCCGAAGACCUUGUGAGCAGCACUGUCCUAGACCAUGCGAUUUUACAGUGUAAAUCAGAGCAGACAGGUUUAAACUCUAGCACAGACUUUGAGAAUAGGUCUGCCUCACAUAAUGGCGCUAGCAGUAGUCGGUCUCGUAGACUCUCCAGAUCUAGGCUGCAAAGGACCACUACAUCAGGAACAUCAGGUAAACUCACCAACUACUUCAAAUAUGUGCCCCCGGCCAGCCAGCCUUGCAUUAUCUCAAAUGAUGAUUAAUAAUGCAACUUUGUGUAUGGUGUGGACACGUGAUUGUAUAUCUUAAUUUUAAAAAAGUAAUUACUCUGUUGUCUCUGAAUUUGUGUAACAAUGUAACAUAUUCUAUCCAACCCCCUCUAUCCAAAACAUGAACGCUGAUCUGUAUUAAUAUGUGGCUAAAUAUAUACAUGCAUCUUUAAGAAUUAUUAAAAUAAGUGACAAGCACAUCCUCCACUCUGUGACACGUGAUGUCUCAACCGGGUCAAUUUUAAUGAGAUUCUCUGUGGUGACUAUAUACUGGAAGGAGGUGUGGGGUGGGGGUUACAUGGCUGAUUUCACUUGCCUAAGAGGUUCUACAUUUUUACAGCCCAGUAAAAUUUUAUUUGUGUGAACUCUGAAUGUAAACAGGAGGGCAGGUUUGUAGCGCUGGGGGCAGGGGAACCACGUUAAAAUGGCAGGCAGGUCUGUAAACAGGCACAGGAAGCUUCUAUUCAUCUCCCUCUCACUGAGAGCUCCAUGAAAACAACAGCAUCUGACUGAUCACGUUACAUGAGCACACUAUUAAUGCAUUAAAAAAAAGUGUAAAAUGUGUUCUAUAAUUAAAUUUUUUGAGACUACCUUAGU